AUGACAGGGAGCAACGCCGUGAUUGUCGGACUCAGCGGCUGCUCUUCCAGCGGGAAGACGACGCUGGCCCGUUUGCUUAGGGACAUCUUUCCGAGCACCUUCAUCUUGCAUGAAGACGACUUCUACAAAGCAGAGUCCGAAUUGCCGACGAAAAAUGGCCUCCUGGAUUGGGACUGCCCGGAAGCAAUCUCCAUCCCGGACAUGGAGAAAGCCCUCACUCAUAUCCGUGAGAACGGAACGUUCCCGCCCUUUGUAGAUUCCAAAGAGGAUCAAAACUCCGUCGGCAAAUGCCCCGUCACAGACGCCAAGAUUGCGGCCGUCAAGGCAAAGGUUGAGGCCUGGCUCCAGCCUGGCAACCCAGGACACGCCAUCUUCACCGAGGGCAAGCUCAAGGUGUGCCUCUUCGAUGGCUUCCUGCUCUACUGCAAGGAGAUGGAGACCACGAUGAAGCUCAUCGAUAUCAAAUUGUUCCUCCUGGUGAGCCGUGCCAAGGCAACGCAGCGCCGUGAGGCGCGCGACGGCUAUGUCACUCUGGAGGGCUUCUGGCAGGACCCUCCUGGAUAUGUGGACAAGAUCGUCUGGCCCAACUACGUGGAAUCGCACGCGUGGCUUUUCAAGGAUGGGAACGUGGAAGGCGACCUGAGCGAAGAAGUCCUGCGUGAGAAAAACAUCAAGGCGCAAGUUGGGAAGGGGCUAGACAUCGAUAUGGAGACCACUUUGGAUUGGACUGUUGACACCAUCAUCGCAGAGUUGGAAAGACGGACUUCUAAGCAUUCUUAG
Molecule: messenger RNA, 780 nt
Organism: Colletotrichum higginsianum IMI 349063
Lineage: Eukaryota; Fungi; Ascomycota; Sordariomycetes; Glomerellales; Glomerellaceae
Product: Nicotinamide riboside kinase 1
Exons: 3
Coding region: 1-780 (259 amino acids)
Cellular component (GO): cytoplasm
Source: RefSeq, a predicted model, not a curated record